Sebastes umbrosus (honeycomb rockfish) is the source of this 1123-nucleotide messenger RNA. RefSeq names its product mitochondrial ribosomal protein S7 (gene mrps7). Lineage: Eukaryota; Metazoa; Chordata; Actinopteri; Perciformes; Sebastidae. Bases 110 to 799 code for a protein of 229 amino acids. Gene Ontology annotation, molecular function: mRNA binding; structural constituent of ribosome; rRNA binding. The transcript has 5 exons. Gene Ontology annotation, biological process: ribosomal small subunit assembly; translation. The record is from RefSeq and is a predicted model, not a curated record. Gene Ontology annotation, cellular component: ribosome.
CACCAAAAUGUGGGAUGUGAACCGGCUCUUAUCGUUGACUUAAAAGAGUCGGCUCUUUGAACCGGCUCGUUCGUGACCGACACAUCACUGGCUCACACACAUUGUGAAGAUGGCUGCCUCCAUCUCAGCAUUAUUAAAACCUUGGACACCGAGGGUGUUCCUGGUGAGGUGGAGCAGAUACAACCCGUACUAUCUGGAGCCAGAGGUCAGGAAGGAGGCCUACAGCACGCCAGAGGCUGAGCUGAGCGCUGAGGAGAAGGAGGAGCGGAAGCUCAAAACGCUCCGACCCAUCAAGGCGGCAACCAGCGGAGUCACCAGCUCUGUUUUCGACGACCAGGUCCUCAGUAAAUUCGUCAACAUGAUGAUGGAGGAUGGAAACAAGGUUUUGGCCAGAGAGAUCAUGACAAAUACUUUGGAGAGCAUAAAGAGGAAACAGGUGGAGAAAUACCACAAAGCUCCAGAAGCGCAGAAAGACGAGAUCGAGUGUAACCCCUACACCAUCUUUCACCAGGCUCUGGAGAACUGCAAGCCUGUGGUCGGGCUGGCCAGCAUACAGAAAGGUGGAAAGUACUACCAGGUGCCCAUCCCUCUUUCGGACAACCGCCGUCGAUUCCUCGCCAUGAAAUGGAUGAUCACAGAGUGCAGGGACAGCAAACACCGACGCACACACAUGUAUGAAAAGCUUUCCCAGGAACUGCUGGCAGCGUCCGUCAAGGAGGGCAACGUCAUCAAGAAGAAGAUCGAGCUGCACAAGAUGGCCGAAGCCAACAGAGCCUACGCUCACUACCGCUGGUGGUAGAAAAACAAACGUUUCAAAGACGCAUGGAAGAUUCAGCAACAAAGCGCUUCUGUAAAUACACCGUGGAAGGACUACGCUGUAAAAAGUGCUAUAGGACUACAGUGAAACAUAAAAGGGUAACAUGGACUACUGUCACUUUUUGUAUUGAGAAAUUGCAUCAUGUAAGAUAUACAGUCAUGCUCAGUUGUAUCGUUAAUAAACACAUGAUUGAAGAAAAAACUUCCAAGAUUUAUUAGAACAAAUAAAUUUGCAUUAAAUGUACAACCCAACCAUAAAAAAUGGAAAUGUAAAAAUGCAACAGUGUAAUAAAAUAUAUAAACAGAU